Messenger RNA from Meloidogyne enterolobii, 567 nucleotides. The record is from the annotation of a GenBank genome assembly. NCBI's taxonomy places the organism in Eukaryota, Metazoa, Nematoda, Chromadorea, Rhabditida, Meloidogynidae.
UGGGAUGAUGCCCGAGAAAAGAGCUCAAUUUGAUAAAUGGUUUGAACAAAACAAGGAAGACCCUUUCAAUCUGGAUGAGGCCUUGGCAUCAUAUUGUACCAACGAUGUGGAAAUUCUUAUGGCUGCUCUGGUUGCUUUUCGGCGCGAAUUUUUGGAAGUGUCAAAUGGAUUGGAUGUGCUGAGGGAGGCAAUGACAAUCGCCAGUGCUUGCAUGAAACACUUUAGAACAAAUCACCUGGCAUCUCAACACCUUGGAAUUGUUCCAGAGAAGGGCUACGACAACGCAGACAACCAGAGUUUGCUUGCUCUUCGAUUCCUCAACUGGUACGCUGAGGAACACAAUGUAAACAUACGUAAUGCUUAUUCUAAAGAAGGGGAAAAGAGGUCAAUGGGUGUUGUUGGCAUGGGUGUAGGAAAUGUUUUCCAGAUGAUGAAAUAAGACUUCCCAAUGGGGUUUCUGCGGGUAUUCAAAGGGAGAGGGAUGAAAAGCGUUUAGAAUUUAUUGAAAGUUUUGGAGUAGAAGUGGAAGUUUAUUGGGAGUGUGAAAUAAGGGGGAUGCUUUCAAGG